CAGCUGCCACUUGAAACUGAAUAUGUUCCCCGAGUCCGACUCAGGCCCCAACACGUCCAGGGAUUGUUUGUACUUUGUAGUGUGGAGCCUAUAUAAACAAGAUUGCUUCGCACUUUGCCAUCAAUACCACAUAUUUUAAAGAAAAGGAGGAUAACGUACAUUGUACAUAUAUAUUGCAAUAUGACUAACGCGCUCGAGGACCUAUACUUCAAACCGUACUAUCUAGGUUGUCUAGCGCAUGCCUCUUACCUUCUGUGCCACAAAGGCAAGGCUUUCGUGAUUGACCCCCGGCGCGAUGUAGACGAGUACAUAUCCGACGCCAAGGCGGUGGGCUGUACAAUUGCGGGUGUAUUUGAAACACACACACAUGCAGACUUUGUUUCCGGCCACGUAGAGCUCAAGUUUAAGUCGGGUGCUGAUAUAUAUAUAUCUGGCGAGACCGAGGUAGGGUACGAGCACGUUGGGCUCAAGGAUAAUCAAGUUGUUGAGCUGUCCGAAGAUUACUCGUUGAGAGCUAUGCAUACACCUGGGCACACGCCCGAUAGUAUGACUUUUGUGUUGCAGCAGAGACAAGCUGGGGGUAAAGCACGGGAUAUCAAAGCUUUCACUGGUGAUACCUUGUUCAUUGGGGACUGUGGUAGACCUGAUCUGCUAGGUAGUAUUGGUUGGACAGCCACAGACCUGGCCACCAUGCUGUAUAAAUCGUUAAAUGAACGUGUUAUGUCCUUAGAUGAUGACGUAGAGGUUUGGCCAGCACAUGGAGCCGGAUCUGCGUGUGGAAAAGCUCUGAGUGAUGACCGCAGCAGUACUAUAGGCAAAGAAAGAGUUACAAACCCCGCUAUUGAGUGUGAUACGCUGGAAAAGUUCAUCGAAUACGCGACUUCUGGUCAACCACAUAAGCCCCAGUACUUUGCACACAGCGUGGCUAUGAACAAGAGUGCGGACCCUGAGACUAUUGACAAUCUCAAGGAGAAGGUGAAACAUAUGAGUGUUGACGAAGUGCACGACGCUAUGCACAACAGCACUCAAGCGACCUAUGUGCUAGACGUCCGACCGGCUGAAGAAUUUGCACAGGCACAUAUACCUCAAAGCAUGUCAUUUUGGCUGGGAUCUCCUGAGGGAGUGGAGGUUAAAGCGGAAGACGGUAUGUUUGCAUCGUGGGUGGGUACCAUGAUGGCCCACGACCGAAAUAUCAUCAUAGUUGCGUCGCAGGGGCGGAGUGACGAGGCCAUCACACGCUUGGCGAGAAUUGGCUAUCACAAUGUUAUGGGCGUGCUGAAGGGCGGCAUCGACAGUUGGGCCGAGAGUGGAAGGGCAUUAGAUAGUUUCUCUAGGAAAGAAGCUAGCGAGCUUAAGCAAUUUUUUGCAGACGGGAGUCGUGUGAUAGACGUGCGUACAGAACCGGAAUUCUCUAUCCAGCAUUAUAAUGGUUCGAUCAAUCUACCUACCGCCGACUUACUGAGUGUGACGGCAAACAAAUUAACACAGGGUCAGAAGUAUGUCACAUAUUGUCAGAGUGGAUUCCGGUCGAUGAUUGCGGCCACCUUCUUGCGAAGGGCAGGCUUUGAUGUGGUUGAUGUGCGAGGUGGAUUUGAUAGUAUCAUUGAGGUUGUGAGCGAGGAUGAAAUUUCUGCUGAAGUUCUGUGUCCUCGUAAGCAGAAAUUGUUGGAAGAAAAGCUUAAGAAUGAGCUUGAAGUGGCGAAAGCGUAGAAGGAUCGAAAAACUGUGAGAUUGAGCAAUGUAUGGGUAUUGUUAACAAAGUUGAUAUUUGUAAUGUAUUCGCCUGAUGUGCCCGAAAUUAGAAUUAAAAAAACUUAGAGAAACCCAGUAUUUGUAAUCCGUGCUGUGUGCAUGUGUCACA
This is a messenger RNA of Sphaeroforma arctica JP610, 1861 nucleotides long. RefSeq lists its product as hypothetical. The coding region runs from base 181 to 1710 and encodes 509 amino acids. The record is from RefSeq and is a predicted model, not a curated record. Gene Ontology annotation, biological process: glutathione metabolic process; hydrogen sulfide metabolic process. Gene Ontology annotation, molecular function: sulfur dioxygenase activity. Lineage: Eukaryota; Ichthyosporea; Ichthyophonida. The transcript has a single exon.